Molecule: messenger RNA, 594 nt
Organism: Aspergillus terreus NIH2624
Lineage: Eukaryota; Fungi; Ascomycota; Eurotiomycetes; Eurotiales; Aspergillaceae
Exons: 13
Coding region: 1-594 (197 amino acids)
Source: RefSeq, a predicted model, not a curated record
AUGCAGUUUCUGUGGACGGCUGCUCUGAUUGUCGGAUGUCUGGGGGCUCCCCUCACUCCACCCUUCAGUAAGGUGGCCGAGAGCAUGGAAGGCAUGACCCAGACCCCGAUGGGCUCCGUUGAUCUUGCGCUGACCGAGAGGGAUCGUCGUGUGUGUUCUAGCCUGUUGUAUGUUCCCCGACCUAACCCGACUAAUGCUUUGGACAUGAUGAUCACUGACUCAGUUCCCUGGAUAGAACAAUGUAUGAUCAAGCUGCCAAUCCUCCACGGACGAGCUAUACUGACCUCAGCAGGGCACUGUGGUAUGUAUCCAUCUGUUUGCUUGAACAAGUCGGAAUUAGCCCCACUAACACAGGCCUCAUCUGCUUUCCAGAACAACAAUGUUUUGACAAUGCUAAUGAGCCUACAGAGCUUAAUGAGUGCAUUUUGUGUGUCCAGUUUUUUCCGGCAGUGUUACACCCUUCGUGGUUCUUCCCGUGUACCUGUCACUGACCAGUCACAGCGCGAGUCGCCCACCAUGACCACGGAUGGAGACGUCAACCCGACCAACGAUGGCACUGUCAACAACAACGUCUCCUUCCUCCGCUUCUGCUAG